Tachyglossus aculeatus (Australian echidna) is the source of this 1251-nucleotide messenger RNA. RefSeq names its product ZW10 interacting kinetochore protein (gene ZWINT). Gene Ontology annotation, cellular component: kinetochore; dendrite; nuclear body. The coding region runs from base 20 to 1180 and encodes 386 amino acids. NCBI's taxonomy places the organism in Eukaryota, Metazoa, Chordata, Mammalia, Monotremata, Tachyglossidae. Gene Ontology annotation, biological process: mitotic sister chromatid segregation; mitotic cell cycle checkpoint signaling; establishment of localization in cell. The record is from RefSeq and is a predicted model, not a curated record. The transcript has 10 exons.
GGAAGGAGACGGAGGCCCAAUGGCGGACAGUGGGGAGGACGACGAAGAGAUGGAGUUUAGAGGGGAAAUGGCGGAGGUGGCAGCCCGAGAGGCUCUGAAUUCUCUGCUGGCCAUCCUCGCUUCCCAGGAUGGGCGGGAGGAAGCCGAGGCAGAAGUGCCGGCCAAGCUCCUUGCCGAGUUUGUGAUGGACUCCAGAAAGAAGGACAAGUUGCUCUGCAGCCAGCUCCACGUGGUGCAGUUCUUGCAGGAUUUCCUGGAACAUAUGGACGCGGCUCCUGGAUUCCAUGUCUCGGAGGAGGAGAUCCGAAAAGAGGCCAAUGACACCAAACAGAAGUGGAAAGAUCUCAAAGGGGACUAUCAGAAGCUGGUGGAGAAAAUCGAGGGGGCCAUGCCACGGGUUUUGCAGCAGGUGGAAGCUCUGCAGCAGAAACGGGUACUCCUGGAGGAAGUCCUCAGUGAAUACCAAAUGCAGAAGCGCGCUACCGAGGAGAAACUACGAGCUGUUCAUGAACAGAAGCUGCGCGACCAGCAGGAGCAGUGGCAGCACCUGAUCGUCGGGGUAAAGGAGGCCCACAGCAGGCGGAAGCACUGCCACAGCGAGCUGCUGCGGCUGCAGGGGGAGAUGCAGAGCCUGGAGAACACCGUGCGCGGCGGGAAGGAUGAGGCUCUGAGACACCUGGCCCUGCUGCAGCUUCUCGAGCAACUGCAAGGAAUGCGGCUGCUGUCGGUGACCUCCAAGGAGAUGGUGAUGGAGCUGAAUGCGGGGCCCGAGUCUUUGAAACUGGUGCUGACGUGGACUGAAGACGGGCAGUUGGUGGCCCAUAGUGACGGUCCGUACUUCAGCUUAGCCCAGGUGUUCUCUGACGCGUCAAAUGACUUCCUAGAGACCCAGCGUAAAUACUACAGCCAGGCCCAGAUCCUCGGCCAGAUCCAGGAGCUGCAGACCAGGUUCCCCUUAGACUGGGAGCAGCAGGAGUGGCAACUGCGCUACUUGAAGCCAUCUUGUGUAUGCACCCUCGCUGUGCAGCCCGGCCUGGUGGGUUCGUCCAGCCCCGGGGCGGUGCGGCUGAUCUCCGUGGAGGGCCUCCCGACCCCCCCCGACCUGCUGCUGUUGAAACCGUCGCAGCCCAACCCCUCCCUCCAGGACUGGCUGGAAUACCUCAGCACUACUGACUUCUGAGCCUGCCAGAAGCCCCCUUCCAGGCCCCAGGCCCCUCCAAGUUCAUUCCAAAUAAAGGCCUGAUCAAUCCA